CGUCGAUCACUAUAAAUAUAAAUUGCGAUAGCAUUUUUGAGGUAGUUCGUUAUUGAGUUCUUGUAAAAAUAUGAAGCUUUUAUUCCAAGUCAUUUUCGCUGUUGCGAUUUUUGCCGGUGCCACCCAUUGCAAUUUGUGUGGGCCCCGGAAGGAAACGCCAAAACCGCCAAAUCUUGAUCAAAUUUUCAAAAAACCAUCAUUCUAUACAAUACAUCCGGAAAAUCUGGUGCAAAAACAUCAAGUACUUCGUUCAUCAAUUGAACAUGUAAAAACUGCACUUGAAGGUCUGAAAAGUGAUGCAUCCGACAUAUUUGGUCUGCUUGAAAAUGGAUUAAAUGAAUUUGAUAAAUGGGGAAAGACAAUCUUGAAUUUUGACAAAUCCAAUCUGGAAUACGUGACAGAAGUUUUUAAAGCUGACAAAAAAUUGAUGAAAGAUAAUUCGAAAGAAAUAAAGAAAUAUUCGGCUAGACAAAUGAGUGAUUUAGAAGAUAUGUUUAUCGCACAUGAAAAGAAAGCAGCUACCAAACGUGAUGAUAUUGAAAAAAUCGUCAAUCUUAUGAUGGACGAAAUGACCCAACGUAACAAUGCUGUGUAUCAGAUUUUGGAGCAAUUCAAUUCGGCAAAGCAAUUUUUAGAGUUUUUAAAACCAUCCAUUUCUCUUGAAACUAUUAAAAUGAAUGAAAUUGCCAAAGCAAUUAAUUCACAUUAAAAGCACUCAUUUUUUUCAUGUUUGAGCCUUGCGCCAAUUGAGCUUGUAAUGGGAAUGAUGAAUUAAUAAAAACUUAAACAGAUAAAAUGAAUAAAUAAUAAUAAUUAUUUUCAUUAUUCGAAACGA
Messenger RNA from Contarinia nasturtii (swede midge), 835 nucleotides. RefSeq lists its product as uncharacterized. The record is from RefSeq and is a predicted model, not a curated record. The transcript has 2 exons. The coding region runs from base 71 to 709 and encodes 212 amino acids. Lineage: Eukaryota; Metazoa; Arthropoda; Insecta; Diptera; Cecidomyiidae.